Helobdella robusta is the source of this 2418-nucleotide messenger RNA. RefSeq lists its product as hypothetical. Bases 1 to 2418 code for a protein of 805 amino acids. The record is from RefSeq and is a predicted model, not a curated record. Lineage: Eukaryota; Metazoa; Annelida; Clitellata; Rhynchobdellida; Glossiphoniidae. The transcript is spliced from 16 exons. Gene Ontology annotation, molecular function: protein binding.
AUGAUCAUCUCACAAAACUUCGCCAUUUUUUUGUUGUUAAACGUUUUUUUGGCUGCUAUGGGCCAAUUAAACCAACAAGCCAACAGCAACAAAAGUAGAACCGAAGUUCAAGUUUAUGGAGAAAUAACCCCUAAAGAAAUAAAAGCACUGGCCCCAGCAAACCGGACUCUGAACUGCACCCUCUUCACUAAUUACAUACCCCAGUUGAGGUCGUAUGUCAACUCUUCAAACAUGUACCUGGAAGCAGCCAAAGAUAUAAAAUAUCAAAUCAUUAACAACCAAACUAUCUCGGCCACUUUGAGGUUAACCAGGGAAGACAACUACAACUCAGUUCAUUGCAUUGUUCGGGAUUUCAACGAAAGUUACAAAAUCGGCCAGACACAAAUUUUUGUGGCUGAGCCCUUAGUUAGGCCCAACGUUACCUGCGUGGUCUACAACUUCAAAGUUUCAUUAAAUUGUUCUUGGGUGCCAGCUGUUCAGAAUGUUGGGGUAACAACAACUUAUGAACUGACUUAUCUUUAUCUUUGCAAGUACAGGCAUGCCUGCCAGCACAAAGAAGGGUAUUGUUUUAUGGAUCCUGAGAAAGGCUCUCAUAUCUUUUUUCUCGGGAUAUAUUGUGUGAAUCUCAUUGUGAAGAAUAUGUUCCAAACGAUCAAAGUUGAAAAUGUCUUCAAUAUGGACCACUAUGUUCGGCCUGCAGCUGUAGCUUUCCAUACCCCGGCCACGAUCAACAGUACGUGGGUGGAGCUAAAUUGGUACAAUUCUGACUUUGCCAAUCGACGCAUCAUUUAUACCAUCGAGUACCGAAUGGAUGGUAGUACAGAAGUCCAUUGCAUACCGUACGUCCAGAAGUAUAAUACGAGCUACUCCGAGGUCGAGAUGGGCUACACGAGUUUCAUUGAAAACCAAUCGAUUAUUACUUUCAAGACUCUAAGUGCUGAGCCUGGGGCCAAUCCAGCAGUGCAUCCUGGCAGUUACUACGUCAGCAACCAUCAGGCAGCAUCCUCUCAGCAGCCAAGCAACCCAGCAACGACAACAACCUCGUCAUCGUCAACCUCGAUGACGUCAUCAUCAGUGACGUCAUCGAGGUUUGUGAACGUCUUCUGGAAGCCUAUCCCAGAGCUGAAGCAGCACGGAAUGAUGAACAAGACUCUGGUCACAGUGAGAUCUCUAGCUAAAACUGACGACGGUGACGUCAUUUUCGUCGACAAAUUUGAUUGGCUGCUUAACGGAGGCUUACUCAGUUCAUCAUUGGCAAAUGGUGUCAGUUACGUGGUUGGCUUGCAGUCAUGCAAUGAGAAAGGUCUCAGUCUCACAUUGCCUUCAUCAUCAUUCAUCAUUCCUAGCCUUGCGAGAGCCCCCAAACCGCCAGAGCAGGUUUAUGCCAUGGUGGACAAUCGCAAGAUAACGCUCCACUGGUCACACGUCAGUGAAGCAGACAACUAUACAGUCUUCUGGUGUCUCAAUGAUCUGUCUACCCACGAUUGUAUGCUCAGCACACCACUAAACUGGACGGAACCCAUUCGGAAUGACGUCAACGCGACGGUUGUCAUGGCGACCGAACAUGACGUAGAUUUGAAGGUCGGCGUCUCCGUAGAGAAGUACGACCCGACUUUGAAGGCCAUCACCAGUAGUGGGGUAGUUUGGGCCGAGUGUCUGCAUGAACCCGGAAAGGACGUACUCCCACCAAUGAACGUUCACGUUUCGUUGAGCCAAUCACGUGAUGGGGCCCUGGUCACGUGGGCGGCACCAUCUUGCCUAAAAUCCGCGCACAUCACUAACUACGAAAUUGUGUGGUGCAGAAAGCGGAGUUCACCAUGCCAACAUGAUGCUGAUGAUGACGAUCAAACUGGCUGCUGUCUAGACGUGAACAGCCGUCUGGUCGACAGGCACUCAAGAGACCUAUUCAUCAAAGGCCUUCACCCCGAAAGUCAGUUUGAGUUCAAGGUCAGGAGUUUGACCUUUAGCGGAGAGUCCACAUUCUCGAAGACAGUUAUAUACAAAUCCGGGUCAACGAAACUUUCGAACGCCGUCACGGCGAUCAUCAUCAUCAUCGUCGUCCUCUUCAUCAUCUUCGUCGUCGUCAUCGGCACUUUUGUCAUAAGAAAGUGCUUGAAGUCUUAUAAGAGAUACAAGCGGCAGAUCAGCAUAACACUGCCAGACACCUUUAAGAAUGAUACCUAUCAGGGUGGGCCAUACAUUUACGAAACCGGCCAAGAGUUAGCUACCUUGUUGGACCAAAAACAUCCAAACGACAACAACAACAUCAACAACAGCAGCAACAACAACCAUGUCUAUAACAUCGGCGACAACAACGUCAAUAAUAAUAAUAAUAAUAAUAAUAAUAAUAAUAGUAAUAUAGAGUUAAAAUUGUACAAAAUAAAAUCAACGAAGCCCAAAAUUUGGAACCCCAUUUGA